AGCCGCUGCUGCCGCCGCUCUAGCCUCCGCGCUCCGUGGCGAGGCCUCCGAGUGGGCGCCUGCGCCUUUCCUCCUCCUCUCUCUCUCUGUCUCCUCAGGAGAAGCGGCUGGUCGGAGCUGAGGCGAGGCGAGGCUGGGCCGGGGCCGCCCGUCCGCCUCCCUCCCUCCCUCCGCCAGCCAUGGAGCUGGAGGCGCCCGAGGAGGCUGCAGGCAGCGAGGCCGCCGCAGGGGCCGAGGCCGGAGCCCUCACCCCGGAGGAGGAGGAGGAGACGGCGGCGGGAGGAGGAGGAUGGAGGGCGCCUCCUCCGCCGGUGCUGCUGGAGCCCUCUUCGGCUGGAGCAGGACUGGCUCUGAAGAAGGCUGUGCUAACAGAGGCACCGUUGUUGACAGGGCAGCCGGGGGCUGGCCAGGGCAAAAAGAUUGGCCACCGAGGGGUUGACGCUUCGGGGGAAACGACAUACAAGAAGACCACCUCGUCGACGCUUAAGGGGGCCAUCCAGCUUGGUAUUGGCUACACAGUAGGGAACCUGAGCUCCAAGCCCGAGAGAGACGUCUUGAUGCAAGAUUUCUAUGUGGUGGAGAGCAUCUUCUUCCCCAGCGAAGGCAGUAAUCUCACUCCGGCGCACCACUUCCCUGACUUCAGGUUCAAAACAUACGCGCCCGUCGCUUUCCGGUACUUCCGAGAGCUCUUCGGCAUCCGCCCCGAUGAUUAUUUGUAUUCCUUGUGCAACGAGCCCCUGAUAGAGCUGUCCAACCCCGGGGCCAGCGGCUCACUCUUCUACGUCACCAGCGAUGACGAGUUUAUCAUCAAGACAGUGAUGCACAAAGAGGCCGAAUUCCUCCAGAAGCUCCUUCCGGGCUACUAUAUGAACUUGAACCAGAAUCCCCGGACGCUGCUGCCCAAGUUCUACGGCCUCUACUGCGUCCAGUCCGGAGGCAAAAACAUCCGGGUCGUGGUGAUGAACAACAUCCUCCCCCGGGUGGUGAAGAUGCACCUGAAGUAUGACCUGAAGGGUUCGACCUACAAGCGCCGGGCCUCCAAGAAAGAGAAGGACAAAUCGAGCCCCACUUACAAGGACCUGGACUUCAUGCAGGACCUGCCCGACGGGAUCAUGCUGGACACGGACACCUUCAACGCUCUGGUGAAGACCCUGCAGAGGGACUGCUUGGUGCUCGAAAGCUUCAAAAUCAUGGACUACAGCUUGCUCCUGGGGGUGCACAACAUGGACCAGCAAGAGCGGGAGCGGCAGGCGGACGGCGCCCAGAGCACAUCGGACGAGAAGCGCCCCGUGGGACAAAAGGCCCUGUACUCCACCGCCAUGGAGUCGAUCCAGGGCGGGGCCGCCCGAGGGGAGCCCAUCGACACAGAUGACACGAUGGGAGGCAUUCCAGCCGUGAACGGCAAAGGAGAACGGCUUCUUCUCCAUGUCGGCAUCAUUGACAUCCUCCAGUCCUACAGGCUCAUCAAGAAGCUAGAGCACACGUGGAAGGCGCUCGUCCACGACGGGGACACAGUGUCAGUCCACAGGCCCAGCUUCUACGCAGAAAGGUUCUUCAAGUUCAUGACCAACACUGUGUUCAGAAAGAGUACCUCUCUGAGAGUGUCUCCUUCGAAGAAAGGGCGGAGUGGACUGCUGGCCGUCAAGGCCUCCGGCCCCAUGGCCUCCUUUUCAGCAAGCCAGAUCCCCUCGGAGAAGGACGAAGGCCAGUACGAUCUCCGGGGCACCAGGAGUUACCCCACUCUAGACGACGAAGGUCGGCCAGAUCUUCUUCCGUGCACCCCUCCGUCGUUUGAAGAAGCCACCACCGCUUCCAUCGCCACCACGCUCUCAUCCACCUCGCUCUCUGUCCCCGAAAGGUCCCCUUCCGAGUCCUCGGAGCAACCUCGGUACAGGCGGCGUACCCAGUCUUCGGGACAGGACGGGAGGUCUCGUGAACAGCUUCGAGCGGAAGACAACCUCCAGCAGAUCACGGUGGAACUCAAGCCCAAGUGUGACAUUGAGAUCGUGAUCCCCGACAUGGCUGCCGCAGGGGAGGCAACCUCGUUGGCGUGCGCCACGGCGCUGUCCAAGGCAGCUGUGGAGGUGGAGACAGCUAGCCAGGCCUCCGAGCCCGCCAGCCAAGCCUCAGACGAGGAGGAUCUCCCAGUCCCAGAUAUAUAUUUUUUCACAGACGGAAGGUACUGGAUUUACUCUCCCCGCCUGCGCAGGCUCCGGGCUGCCUCCGUUUCCUCUUGGGACCAGCCGACAGACGAGAGGAGCUGGGUGUACUCUCCUCUCCACUAUAACACUCAGAUCCACUCUGUCUCCGAUGAGGAGAGUGAUACAUAACUUCUAUGCAAGCCCCCCACCCCAAAAGAAACAACCCCCCUUCCUGCUACCAGCUGCAGAAUCCCCUCUCGGCUGCCCCCUGCAGCCGCUGUGAUGGAACAAGGGAGGGACUUGUUGCAUCGGCGUUCCACUGUUGCUCCGGGAUCCCCAUCCAGCCUUCAGAAAAGACAGAGCCACCACCACCAGAAAAAAAGACAAGAAAAUCUCCAUCACUGCCUCUCGUUCUCUUCUCUCUUUCCCCCCAAACCAUCCAAGCUGUGGCCCAUAAAAAGUUCCUGUCCCUGGGCAAUACCUAAAGCUGGAAGGGGGGUGUCCUUAAUUCUGGGUAGUGACCAAUUUAAAUAUAUAUAUAUAUAAAUAUAUAUAUAUUUCCCCCCCCAAAGUGCACUAUUGUAGCUACCUAUCUGUAUGUGAUACUGUGAACCUCCUUAUUUCCCCCCCCAUUUUGAAAUCAUGUAUUUAUUUUCUUUGUCCUUGCACAGACUGUUGCACUGUUGUGCUUUUUUUGAAAAAAAUUACUAAUAUUAUUGAGAAAUGGUUUACUGCACUUUUGGGGACGUGAGGGAGAGAGACAUCAUUGCAUCAGUGUGGUUGGCGAGACGGGUGGUCACUCUCCCACUGCCUGGGAAAGUGGAUGUUGUGGGGGGGGGUGCUCGAAGAGUGGGGGGUGGAGAUCAGAAGCGCCACCAACAGCCUCUGCACAGAGGGAGUCGGCAUGGCCAAAAAGGUUGCCUGUCCAGCUAAACUCUGCCAACCUCUACAAGGGCGAAGCCAUGGACCAGUCAGCGCAGUACGCUGCAAAUCUUUCCUGCAGCUGUCUUGUUGGAGCUUCUUGUUUCUUUGACGGUUGGAGAGUUGAAAUGUGCAGGAUCGGCUGAGAACCGCCUUAAAGCGUUUCUCCCUUUGGGAUUCUCUUAAGAGGCCAGCGACUCUGCUUUGGGCAGAUGGCUUUUAAUGCCUAGCUUUUUCAACUUUUUAGCAAAUGACCCCUUCUCUUCCCUUAGGGGGCUCUUGUGUGUGCGUCCCUCGCAGCCCUGCUGGGUUGAGCUUCAGGAAGCAGCGCUGGAGCAUUUGACCAGGCACAGCACCCCCAGGCAUCUUUGGGCAUCUACUGAUGCCUGCCUGGGGCUCCCUUUGAUUGUCUUUUUUUGGCGCUCCACACCCGUGUGCCGCCAGGCGGUGAGAUCUAGCCGUUCUUUUUAGUUCCCCACAAUGCCCUUGACCAUCUGAUGCCUCAUGGGAAAUGGAAAGGGUGGCUUGACCCAGCUGCUUGGAGACCCACAAGCCUGUCAGACCCUCACUGACAAAUCUGCACUUGCCAAAACACACCCUUUCCUAUCAGAACGGGGGGACGGGGGACCUCAAGGGUUUGGCCACCUCUGUCUCAUCCAACCUCUUUUUUUCUUCUUUCUGGUGUUGGGGUACCCCAAGAUCGCACCUGACGAUUUAGAAAUGAGCGGUGGCGGGGGAGCCAUUGUGGAUAGAGAUUGAGCAUGUUCCUCCAGAGGAACUAGCAGCUUGAUUCGCUUCAGUUCACCCACGCACACGUUGGUUUCUGAUUUGAGGCUGAGUUUCCUGUUAAGGCAUCCCUGUAAGAGGUCUGUCGCCCUUUGUCAUUUUACUGGGGCAUGAGGUAAAAGAACAGACUCCUCUUCUGCUAGGAGCAUUGAAAUCCGACUGGAUUUCCGGGCCUGCUGCCUCUCAUCAGUUGGUGUCCUUUUUUCUUUUUUUUAAAUUAUCCUUAUUUUCUCUCUGCCAGUUGACGGGCUGGCAUGUCUCUGACCCUGCCUCUCUUGCGCUCUCCAUCUGGGUCCUCUCGUCACAAAAAUCAUCCCCCUGCGAUGGACGCUUCC
Rhineura floridana is the source of this 4183-nucleotide messenger RNA. It is a transcript of the gene PIP5K1C, whose product is annotated as phosphatidylinositol-4-phosphate 5-kinase type 1 gamma. Gene Ontology annotation, biological process: proteolysis; phosphatidylinositol metabolic process. The transcript has 19 exons. Gene Ontology annotation, molecular function: phosphatidylinositol kinase activity; serine-type endopeptidase activity. The record is from RefSeq and is a predicted model, not a curated record. The coding region runs from base 180 to 2330 and encodes 716 amino acids. NCBI's taxonomy places the organism in Eukaryota, Metazoa, Chordata, Lepidosauria, Squamata, Rhineuridae.